Molecule: messenger RNA, 201 nt
Organism: Funneliformis geosporum
Lineage: Eukaryota; Fungi; Glomeromycota; Glomeromycetes; Glomerales; Glomeraceae
Source: the annotation of a GenBank genome assembly
AUGCAAGAUAAUUUGCAAUGGUAUUCUGAUUCAGGAAACUGUGAAAAUUCUUCACAUUCAGAAGGUAUCAGAGAAUUCAAAAAUAAUUGGAAGAACUGUGAAGAUUCUUUACAAUCAGAAUUAUGUGACAUGAAGGAAUUUAAAUCUGAUCAAUAUGAUGAAGUUAUUGCCAAGUUAGAUAAAAAUAUAAUUGUGGAAUAA